UACACAAAAUGAAGCCAUUUUGCAAAUAUAAUUUUUGGAGCUGAACUAACACACCCUCCUUCACUCAGUAGCUAGGGAACACAUUACACCAGAAAACUUAACUUGAACGUGAGGAAGGGUGUAGAAAUGCUGCGACUGUAACAGACGAGGAGGAGAGAGAGGACUAGAGAGGAGGAGGAGGAGGAGGAGAGAGAGGAGACGAGAGAGAGAGAGAGCGAGAGAGGAACAGACAGUCAGAGGACCAGUAUGGACUAUGACAGAAGGGGGGGUCGGGGAGACCGCAUGGGUCGCUAUGGCAACAACAGCUCCUCCGACCACGACUACCGAGACAUGGAUUACCGGGGCUACGGAUCGGAAGAGGCGGAGCUGGGGACAGGAUAUGACCUCAGAGCCGGUGCCGGCCGCAGCGACAAAGCCGACCAACCGGCGGGCGUCCGGGAGUUCACGACACCGGCCCGUUUCCACGACCAACGGCCAGGGUUCCGUCAGAGGGGUGGUCGGGGCGGUAAAGGGUUCCCAUCGCCCUGCGCCCCUCGAUCCCUGGUCUUACCCCUGCCAGAGGUAGCCCUGCCCAGGCUGCAGAGAGAGGAGAGAAUGGGAGAGGCAUCCAGGAGAGACUUUCAGAGCUUCAGGCCCAACUCAGAGGGUAGAGGAAGGGGGGGAGGAGGUAGAGGGGGAGGAAGAAGAGGAAGGGGAGAGAGGGGAUACCCUGAGAACAAUGCCUCUCACCUGGGGGAGAGAGAGGGAGACUGGGGGAGGAUGGAAGGAGGUGCAAGGGGAGGUGUCACCCCUGCUGAACAGGAGGAGUACAGCACCCUGAGAGGAGGACCAGGGGAGGAGGACAUGUUCCUCAGGGGGGGAGGACAAGGGAAGGAGGAGAGGUUCCUCAGAGGAGGAGGACCAGGGGAGGAGGAGAGGUUCCCCAGAGGAGGAGGACCAGGGGAGGAGAGGUUCCUCAGGGGAGGAGGACCAGGGAAGAGAAAGGGUUUCUCCGUGGGCUCUCCAGAGGAUGACUGUGGUGGUGGUGGCAAGGGCCCGGGGCUGCUAGGGGAGGGGCUAGGGGCCGGUCCUGGGGGUUCAGACCCCCCCUCUUCAGUAGUAGAGGACCCAGAACAGAGAGAGCUGAUGGAGUUCAGACCAGACCUUCUGGACCAGAACCAACGACCAUCCAACAUCAUCAUGUUACGCAUGCUGCCACCCAACGCUACCGCCAACGAGAUACGUACCCAGCUCCAGGACCAGGGGAUUGAUCCGACAGAGGUUCUGAUUCGCCUGAUGAGGAACAAGUCUUCAGGUCAGAGCCGUGGAUUCGCCUUCGUGGAGUUUAAUCACAUACAGGAGGCCUGCCGCUGGAUGGAGACCAAUCAGAGGGUUUUGUCUAUCCUAGGCCAGAGGGUGUCUAUGCACUACAGUGACCCUAAACCACGCGCCAACGAGGACUGGCUCUGUAACAAGUGUGGGGUUCAGAACUUCAAGAGGAGAGAGAAGUGCUUUAAAUGUGGUGUUCCUAAAUCAGAGGCAGAGCUGAAACUGCCCCAGCUGAGGGAGUUACCUCUGGGUGUGCAUCAGAAGGACGGCUUAUUGCCCCUCCCUGCUCUCUACCAGCCAGCUGCUACCACCUCUACUGCCGUCACCACUCCCAGGGCUGGGGGCAGGGCUGGGGCAGGAGGAGCUGACACACAGCAGGCUGAGGUGGCCAACGACACUCUGAUCCUGAGGAACCUGGGUCCCCAUACCUCCCUGGAGUCCAUCCUGUCCACUCUGGCUCCCUUCGCUACUCUGUCGCCUUCUAAUGUUCGACUGAUCAAAGAUAAACAGACACAACUCAACCGGGGCUUCGCUUUCCUACAGCUGUCUACUAUAGUGGAAGCAUCUCAGCUUCUCCAGAUCCUCCAGGCCUUACAGCCAGCUCUCUCUAUAGAUGGGAAGGCCAUCGCCGUGGAGUUCGCCAAAGGAUCCAAACGUGAUGUGUUCCUGACAGAUGGCAGUAGAGUGAGUGCUGCUACAGUCGCCAGUACAGCCAUCGCUGCAGCACAGUGGGCCGUUACCCAGACGGCCCAGUCCCUAUCUUCUGCCUCCCAGCAGGGUGUGGAGGUGGGGUUGUACCACCAGGGGGCAGCAGUAACACUGGGAGUCUAUGGAGGCCAGGAGAACCACAACUACACAGUGGUGACAGAGGGCCCGGCCUACAAGGCCCAGGCAGGGGGAAUGGAUACAUCCCUACCCAGCCCAGGAGCAGGCCUGAUGGGGGCAUACACAGGAACAGCACCUGCAGCGAUCUGUUCUGAGGCUGUAGUUUCUGGAAUGGAUGGCGUGCAGCUCUCUCUCGGCCAAUCACACGCUCCACUCAUCACUACGGCAACCACACAGGCCAAUCAGCAUGUAGAGAUAGUGGGUAAGCCUCAACCUGCCACUCCCACCCACCCUGCCACCCCCGGCACCGCACACCAGUACCAACAAUACCCGGUCCCGGACGUGUCCACGUACCAAUACGAGGAGAGUUCUGGCUACUACUACGACCCUCUAACUGGACUCUACUACGACCCUAACUCACAGUACUACUAUAACGGGGUCACUCUGCAGUAUAUGUACUGGGACGGAGAGAAGCAAACCUACGUUCCAGCUCCUGCCCAAUCAACAGCUGAGGCUGCCGUUGCCCCCGGUGAUAACUCCGCCCCCCCUGAUCCUCCCUCUUCUGCUCCUGGAGGCAAGGAGAAGAAGGACAAGCCCAAAAAUAAGACAGCCCAACAGAUAGCGAAGGACAUGGAGCGUUGGGCUAAGAGUCUGAACAGACAGAAGGAGAACGUUCGCUCUCUCUCCUCUUCCUCCUCUUCCUGCUCCACCACCCCUGUGACCUCUAUGGCUCCUCCCCCUGGUUACGCCCGGGUGCCUGGACACGGUCGCCUUGACGAUCGCCGAGAGUCCGCCAGCGCUGACGCCGGUUAUGCUGUCCUGGAGAAGAAGGGGGCGUUGUCUGAAAGACCUCAGAUCAUCCUGGACCAGCUCAGACACACAGACAGAGAGCGCUCUCCACCUCAGGUGCAGGGUUUGGUUCCGGCCUACAGCGGCGAGACGGACAGCGAGGGAGAGGAGGGAGGAGAGAAGGAUGAGAGGAUGACAGACUGGGCUAAACUAGCCUGUCUGCUGUGUAGGAGACAGUUCCCCAGCAAGGAGGCUCUCAUACGACACCAACAGCUCUCAGAGCUACACAAGCAAAACCUGGAGCAGCGGAGGUCACAGCAAGAGGGGGGUAUAGGGGCGGGGGCG
Oncorhynchus mykiss (rainbow trout) is the source of this 3267-nucleotide messenger RNA. Its product is annotated as RNA-binding protein 10. Gene Ontology annotation, cellular component: nucleus. NCBI's taxonomy places the organism in Eukaryota, Metazoa, Chordata, Actinopteri, Salmoniformes, Salmonidae. Gene Ontology annotation, biological process: mRNA splicing, via spliceosome. Gene Ontology annotation, molecular function: RNA binding. The record is from RefSeq and is a predicted model, not a curated record.